Durio zibethinus is the source of this 372-nucleotide messenger RNA. RefSeq names its product gibberellin-regulated protein 11-like. Lineage: Eukaryota; Viridiplantae; Streptophyta; Magnoliopsida; Malvales; Malvaceae. The record is from RefSeq and is a predicted model, not a curated record.
AUGCCAAAAACUUACACCUCUACCCUCCAUAAAAGAAACCACCCCUUUACUAGGAUCUUGGAAGGAACCAAAAUUCGCAGAAAUAAAAGUUUGGGAAUGGCCAGCACCAACACAACAUUUGCUUUUCUUUGUCUUCUUCUAAUGUCUGAGGUUGGGAUGCUCAUGGUUGAAGCUGAAAGAGAAGAUUGCCAGACCAAGUGUGCAUUCAGGUGCAGCAAGUCAUGGAAGCCGAAGAUGUGCCUUAAAACAUGCAACACUUGCUGCCAAAGGUGCAAUGAUGGGUGCGUGCCUCCAGGCCCUACUGCUAACAGGGAUGUGUGCCCUUGCUAUGCACAAAUGAAGACGCAUGGGAAUAGAUACAAGUGCCCUUGA